Messenger RNA from Penicillium cinerascens, 432 nucleotides. RefSeq lists its product as uncharacterized. The coding region runs from base 1 to 432 and encodes 143 amino acids. The record is from RefSeq and is a predicted model, not a curated record. Lineage: Eukaryota; Fungi; Ascomycota; Eurotiomycetes; Eurotiales; Aspergillaceae. The transcript has a single exon.
AUGGAAAACCAACCCAUGUUGGAUUCCGAGUUUUACCGACACAACAAUACUUCCAUCAGAAGGAAGCCACUCAAUGAAGACAAUACGAGACACCCUGGUAGUGAAGAGGAUAACGACUCACCCGCCCCCGACACGCCCGCUUCAGCCCCGAGCGAAGACAACCAGAAAACCACAACGAAAGACAAGAGGAUCAAAGCUAUUUUAAAGUCACUAUGGUGGUUCCUCAACCUCCCCAUUGUGACGAACGCAAUCUACGCUUUGAUAAUCAUACAACUCACCAUUUUCAUUGUGGAAGAAAGGCAGAGGACAAGGAACGCAUGCGCAGAGAGCGGUUAUGAGGCCCUAUUAGAGGCGAUUCAAAUAUUGACAAACCUAACGAAUGCCCGCACUGAGAGCAUUGCGGCCAUGGCAAAGAAACUGGAAGGACUAUGA